This is a messenger RNA of Magnusiomyces paraingens, 1122 nucleotides long. RefSeq lists its product as uncharacterized. Gene Ontology annotation, molecular function: UDP-glucose 4-epimerase activity. Gene Ontology annotation, biological process: beta-D-galactose catabolic process via UDP-galactose, Leloir pathway. The record is from RefSeq and is a predicted model, not a curated record. NCBI's taxonomy places the organism in Eukaryota, Fungi, Ascomycota, Dipodascomycetes, Dipodascales, Dipodascaceae. Gene Ontology annotation, cellular component: cytosol. Bases 1 to 1122 code for a protein of 373 amino acids. The transcript has a single exon.
AUGUCUAAGGAAUACGUUCUUGUCACUGGCGGUGCUGGAUACAUCGGCUCACACACUGUCGUUGCACUGCUCGAAGCUGGCCGCAAUGUUGUUGUUGUUGACAACCUUUCUAACUCUUCCGAAGAAGCUUUGGAGAGAAUCAAGAAAAUCACCAAGGUUGAUGACAUUCCCUUUUUUCAAGUUGAUAUCCGUGACACUGCUGGUCUCGAGAAGGUCUUUGACGCCUACCCCACUAUCACUAGCGUUCUGCACUUUGCUGGCCUUAAGGCUGUAGGAGAGUCCACCCAGAUCCCCCUCGAGUACUAUGACCAAAACGUUAGUGGUACUAUUAACCUCACUAAGGUGCUCAAAUCUCGUGGUAUUAAGAAAUUUGUCUUUUCAUCCUCCGCUACUGUCUACGGUGAUGCUACUCGCUAUGAAAACAUGAUUCCAAUUCCUGAGGAGUGCCCCACUAGUGGUGAGUCGCCAUACGGCCGUACCAAGCUGUUUAUCGAGCACAUUCUCCGUGAUUACACUCUCUCGAUCCCAGGAACUUACACAGCCCUGCUUCGUUACUUUAACCCUAUGGGUGCGCACCCGUCCGGUCUUAUGGGCGAAGAUCCUCGUGGCAUUCCUAACAACUUGCUGCCCUACCUGGCUCAGGUUGCUUCAGGCCGCCGUCGUGAGCUGCAGGUUUUUGGCAACGACUACGAUUCCCGCGAUGGUACUCCUAUUCGUGAUUACAUCCAUGUGCUUGAUUUGGCCUUAGGUCACUUGGCUGCACUCAAGAAGCUUGAGGAAGUUGAGGCUGAGGAGAAGGCUGCUACCGAAGCUCCUACUAAGGGAUUUUGUCGUGAAUGGAACUUGGGCACUGGCCAUGGUUCUACUGUCCUUGAGGUCAUUGCAGCUUUUUCCAAAGCUGUUGGCAAACCUCUCCCUUACCGCAUUGUCGGUCGCCGUGCCGGUGAUGUGCUUGAUCUUACAGCAAAGCCUACUCGUGCUAAUACUGAGCUCAAAUGGAAGGCUGAACUGUCCAUGGAUCAAGCUUGCGAGGAUUUGUGGAACUGGACUAGCAAAAAUCCUUAUGGUUACAGCAAUGAGCCUGAUUCUACUGACGAGACUCCAGCUUCUAUUAAAGCUUAA